CCGUACAACUACAAAAAGGUGAGCGGAUGCCCCGCGAGCAGCUGAAAGUUGCGUUUCAAGUCUGGUCGUAUUUCCUUCUGCAGGGGCUGUUGUCACGAUGCUUUCUCUGCUGUCCACAGCUCUUCUGCUGGCUUGUGCAGGCCAGCAGGCACUCUCACAGUUUGUUACUGCUCCUAAGAACCUCACCACGAAGAAAGGUUACGCCGACAUCAAUGUUCGCUACAAGGAGGUGCCUACCGGCAUCUGCGAGCUCGACCCCAACGUCAAGAGUUACUCUGGGUACGCCGACGUCGCGCCCGGCCAGCACAUCUUCUGGUGGUUCUUCGAGACACGAAGCGGCAAUGCCUCGGAAGCACCCUUGACCACCUGGAUCAACGGCGGGCCAGGCUCGUCUUCCAUGAUCGGACUGUUCCAAGAGCAGGGCCCAUGCCGUAUCGACGAAGACGGCAAUGUCUCCAGCAACCCGUACGCGUGGAACAACGUCACCAACAUGCUCUUUAUCGACGAACCCACAGAAGUCGGCUUCAGUUACUCGACUCCAGUCGCCGCCUACAUCGAUCCUAAUUCGGGGUACAUGGUCGAAUUGCCGAACAACACAUGUCCAGACUACGCAAGCGACUGGGACUGCGGCACUUACUCGUACUUCAACGAGUCUCUGACCGCCAACUCGACGCCCGCAGCCGCACCGAACUUCUGGGCCACCCUGCAGGGUUUCAUGGGCGCGUUCCCACAGUACUCAAGAGAGGGGGUAUACUUCACUACGGAGAGUUACGGAGGCCACUACGGCCCAAUCUUCUCCGAGUACUUUGAGACGCAGAAUGCGAAGAACAUCUCGGGUGCGCACAACAUCAGUCUGGAGGGUUUACUGAUCGGCAACGGCUGGUAUGAUCCCUUGAUCCAGUACGAGUCGUACUACAACUUCAGUGUGUCUCCUGGAAAUACGUACGGAUAUGAUCCGCUGAAUCAGUCUGUCAAAGAUCAAUGGUACAACAAUCUCUACGGGCCCGGAAACUGCUACGACCAAACCGUCGACUGCUACAACAGUGGCCUCAACGAGAUCUGUUCCGCCGCCGACAACUUCUGUUACGAAGAGGUCGAGUACCUGUAUGACAUAUACCUAGGCCGAGACGAGUAUGACUUCCGUGAGCUCGUCCCAGACCCGUUCCCGCCCGAGUUCUACGUCGACUAUCUCAACACCGAUAGUGUUCAGGCCGCGAUCGGCGCGUACGUCAAUUUCACGGAGUCUUCAACGCCCGUUGGCAACGCCUUUGGGUCUACUGGCGACGACGACCGCGAGAUCGGAACCGUCGAGGCCCUCAAAGCUCUGAUCAAGCAGGGCGUUAAAUUGGUCAUGUACUUUGGCGACGCCGACUAUAUUUGCAAUUGGCUCGGCGGGCAAGUCGUGGCAGGGGAAGUGAAUGCUACGGGCUACACGGAUGCGGGCUUUGUGAACAUUUCUAGCAGUGACGGCGUGGUUCACGGGCAAGUCAGACAGUCCGGCACCUUCGCUUUCGUUCGCAUCUACGAGUCAGGUCACGAGGUGCCGUUCUACCAGCCUCUGGUUGCGCUCGAGAUGUUGAACCGGACCAUUCACGGUUUGGAUAUCGAGACGGGAAUGACCAGUGUGGGUGCAAGCUAUAGGACUUCUGGACCGAAGGCGAGUACGUACCAGGAGGGCAAUGCGACGGUGCAGAUGGAGGUCGUCGAUACAGAUGAGGUGUAUAAUACGACGACGUCGCAGCCGCAGAAUGGGACGUCGACCAAAAAGAGGACGAAGAGGGAUUUCGAGACGGUCAAGGGACGCGGGUGGUUGGUCAGCGAUGAGAAGUGAGCAGUCUCUUCAGUCGUGAGAUGAGAUAUUUCUCGUCGCUGUUGCUGCAUAGCGCCACAGAGCGUCUUGGAAGCAGGACGCGCUAAGCAGGAUGCGACAAGGCACCAAAAGAAAAGAUACAGGUCGCUAUGACAGUAAUGCCAAUGAUAAUA
Exophiala viscosa is the source of this 1983-nucleotide messenger RNA. Its product is annotated as carboxypeptidase D. Gene Ontology annotation, molecular function: serine-type carboxypeptidase activity. Gene Ontology annotation, cellular component: fungal-type vacuole. The record is from RefSeq and is a predicted model, not a curated record. Lineage: Eukaryota; Fungi; Ascomycota; Eurotiomycetes; Chaetothyriales; Herpotrichiellaceae. The transcript is spliced from 2 exons. Bases 98 to 1831 code for a protein of 577 amino acids. Gene Ontology annotation, biological process: proteolysis.